This is a messenger RNA of Aspergillus oryzae RIB40, 1557 nucleotides long. RefSeq names its product protein kinase family protein. Gene Ontology annotation, molecular function: ATP binding; protein kinase activity. The transcript is spliced from 4 exons. Gene Ontology annotation, biological process: protein phosphorylation. The record is from RefSeq and is a predicted model, not a curated record. The coding region runs from base 1 to 1557 and encodes 518 amino acids. NCBI's taxonomy places the organism in Eukaryota, Fungi, Ascomycota, Eurotiomycetes, Eurotiales, Aspergillaceae.
AUGGCCACAGAAUGGGGCGGACAGGGAAUCGGCGAAGAUCCCAACAGACCCCCAAGCUACCCUGGUCAAAAGCUCUGCGAAAGGCUGUCCGGAAGGCAAGGCCAUUGGUCUGGCAAGGAACAGGUGAACGUCGAAUUUCGACCAAACGAUGUCGUGCCUCUAAAGGACGACACGCAGGUCGAAUACAAGGGAACAUAUGGGCGCGUGUGUCGUAGUAUUUUGACCGUUGGGGAGGAAACAAUCGUCGUGGCACGAAAGGAAAUGCGACUUUCUGAAGUUUCAGAAGAAAAGGUCAAUCGUGAAGUGAAGAUUCUCCAAAGCCUAAGGCAUCGCCACCUGGUUACCUUUAUCGGGUCAUUUACGGCCAGGGGUUUUGCCAGCAUCCUGGUGUAUCCGUUUGCGACGUGCGAUCUGGAGAAGCUGCUAGAGGAACUGGAUUAUGCACAGUAUCACGAACAAAAAGACACAGUGAGCACUCUGCUUGCUGAGCUCGGGUGGAUCCCAACCACCACCAAGGCAGCUCAGUGGAAGCCGGGGGAUAUUUUCCCCAAUCUGCGACGCAUCUGCGGCUGUGUAUGCAGCGCCCUUCUUUACCUGCACCAACACCGGAUCCGCCAUAAGGAUAUAAAACCAUCAAAUGUGCUUGUCGGCAAGGAUGGGGUCUACAUCACUGAUUUCAAUAUCUCCAAGGCAUUCGAGAACGACCGGUCAUCUCGUACUAUGGGCCCCUACGCCGGAACAAGGGUAUAUAGUGCUCCCGAGUGUGUUUAUGACGCUCGCUCCUAUCCAUCGGAUGUUUAUUCCCUCGGCCUCAUCUUCAUGGAGAUAUAUACCUAUAUCCUGGGCAGACCUAGGUCUGAGAUGGGAGAGUACACCAGGUCCAACCUCUCACUUUCUAAGGACUCGCAGAUCCGACACGCUGCAUUACGGGUUCUGUGGGUGAGGGUCAUCUUCGAUGGGGCUGGGAGGGGCGACUUUGGCAUGAGCAGUGGAAUGCAAGAGCUGAUAUUGAGAAUGAUAAGCGAGAAUCAGGACGCACGACCUGAUGCUUUCGAGGUCCUGUCUGGGCUCUGGGUUUAUAGUCCAUCGGGAGACUUUUUCUGCAACGAAUGUAGAAAGCAUCGAGGCUGGGUCGGUUACAAGGGCCUUGAAAAGCGGUAUCAGGAUUCCCUGAAAGAGAAAGCUAGCUUAGAGAAGAGAUCAGAGCAAGCGCGCGAGGAGGUGAAAGGAGGUCAAUCAGGUAGUAGUCCUUUGCCACAAUCAAGCGAGCGAUCACCAUCCCAGAUCUCUGUUCUUCGCAGCCCCAGGACAGGACCGACUGUGGCACGCAACAAGAGUGGACAGCGAUUAGAUUUGGACAGUUUGAGUUAUGCGAGGCAUGUUAGGAGGAGCUUGAGACAUUGCGGUAUCUCACACGCGCGCAAGCUCCUUGCAACUCUGGAAAUGGUUGCAAGUACCCGAAAUGUAUAUAUGGCCAUAUGUGCCCACAGGGUCCACUUUGGGGAGGACAUGCAUAUAUCCGAUACAGUUCCGGUACUCUCUGAUUUGUUAGAUUGA